AUGGAGGGAACAACGGUCAACCUACCACUAGGAAGCAUCACAGUUGCUCGCAAACACUCGCCCUUGUCGCUCGAACUGACAGCCUCUUUCCUCAUUAACUCCGAAACGAUCACUUUGGGGUUGAACCAGUUAACUGCGACCGGCUUGUUCCAACACUCCAAAGACGGAAAUCUAUGGAUGGCAAAGUCGGGGUCUUGCCAGCUGGUCUUCAAGACAUUCAUCAAUGGCCAGCUACCAGAUCCAAACGUGAUCAAUCCAGCUAUUAUCUCAUCUCUCAUCGGCAUGGCUGCUGAGUGCCCGGAUGAAGACGAAAAGACCGAGACUUCGUACUUUCUCUGCCACCCCGAUCUCUCGUCCGAGACGAUUGUACCGCCCCCAGUGACUUGCGUCAAGUUCAAAGGCUUAGUGUGCAAGAUCAAUCUCCAGAUUGAUGCAUCGUGGAGGGCCGGUGGACGUAGACGACCGUCAACAAAAGCCAAUGAAGAGCCCAUCCAGGUCGAACCUGAGCCUCCCGUGGCUGAAGAGUCCGGACCUGGCAAGCGAAGAAACCCACGGUGGAUCACGAGGGCUGCAAACGUCAAGUAUGCGGACACUUCGCGACAACCAGACAGGAAAGCUCGCCUAGACACUCAACCUGACUCGACAAACUCCGAGUCGGAUGCGGUCAUCCUACUCUCGAUUUCGAAAGAGGAACAGAAGGAGAUGGCGCUGUUUCUGGAUGUGGCGCUCCGGAAGCUGAUAGGAGUCAAACACACGUCCCCUGGGGUAAAGAUCACUGAGGACACACAAUUUCCCUCGCUGAUUGAGAUUGCGCCGGCGGUAUGGAAUAUUCGCUAUUUACAGUCUAUGACAGCACAUGCAAAGACAAUCCCAGCAAUUUCCAACGGAAUAGCCAGGUUGCGCAAUGCCCGGUCAGCAACGCUGAGGGAGAAAGUGAACAGGCUGCUGGGAGCUGAAGCUGUCAGUAGUACCCCAAGCCACCCAGACAAUCUUGAAGACGGAAUCAGAAAGGAGGUCGAGAAGCGGCUGUGGUUGUUAUGCCAGACGAGUAUCCGUGUCGAGCCUAUUGUCAAGAACAGCAAGCGGAAAGUCAAGGGCGAUGGGGAAGUCCCAGCAGAUACACUCGAGGAGGAGAUACUGGAGAAGUUUACUCAACUGACUGAAGAUGGCUGGGCGAACCAUCAUCAUUCGUUUUUGGCUUAUGACUACCCUUUUGAUCUUUUCGAGGAAGGCACAGACACAGAUAUGGAGACGGACACAGACGCGGUUGAGUACGAGUAUCAAUACGAGCUGGGAAAUGCCACCCUUUUGGAGGAUGGCGAGGGGUGGUUGUCCGAGGAUCACACCGAGGAAGAAACAUAUGGCGAGAGCGAGCUCGAUCUCGGAAAUGAUGAUAGAGAGGUCAUGGCACUCUACGAACCUCAUCCGAGUUCUGAAGGUGACUACGUCUAUGCAGAUGGGCUCGGAAACCUUCAUCCGAUUCCGAGGCAUCAAGCAAUACAGGCUGGUCAGAUAGACGGUCUAGCGGGUGAUGAGCUGCCUUUUGAAGAGGAGUACUAUGAAGAAGAGUUUGGGGAUGCGGAAGAGUAUUUAGGAGGAUAUCUACAAUGGGAUUUUGCAUAA
Messenger RNA from Sordaria macrospora k-hell, 1623 nucleotides. NCBI's taxonomy places the organism in Eukaryota, Fungi, Ascomycota, Sordariomycetes, Sordariales, Sordariaceae. The record is from RefSeq and is a predicted model, not a curated record.